This is a messenger RNA of Microplitis mediator, 3252 nucleotides long. RefSeq names its product homeobox protein extradenticle (gene exd). Gene Ontology annotation, cellular component: nucleus. The transcript has 10 exons. The record is from RefSeq and is a predicted model, not a curated record. Gene Ontology annotation, biological process: animal organ morphogenesis; regulation of transcription by RNA polymerase II; embryonic organ development. Gene Ontology annotation, molecular function: RNA polymerase II cis-regulatory region sequence-specific DNA binding; DNA-binding transcription factor activity, RNA polymerase II-specific. Bases 333 to 1529 code for a protein of 398 amino acids. NCBI's taxonomy places the organism in Eukaryota, Metazoa, Arthropoda, Insecta, Hymenoptera, Braconidae.
AGUCUCCAGCUUAAAAUUCAACACAGACUCAGAACUCAGAACCCGACUCAUAACCCAGACGUGUUACGUUUAGUUUUUGGUUAAUCAGUGAUGCACGCACACGCGUGCAGUACAGAUCCUCUGUAAAAUAAAUAUUUUUUUUUUUGUUACGUUUUUACAUACAUUCAAAAAAAAUAACGAAUGAGAAACAAAGAAGAUUAAAGAGUUAAGUAUAGUAAAGAGCGGAGUUAACCAACUCCGACUUUUUACAAACCUAGAGUGGAGACCGAACCCAGAGCAGACUUUGUGAUACAGAAACAACCGGAGCGUUGCCUUGUGCGGUCGAAUUUUUCAUGCGUUCUGUGGUAAUGUUACAGCACGGAGGAUCUAGUGUUGGAUUGAUGGGUGGAAACGGUCAGGGUGCACCAAACAGUGGUGGCUACGGCAGCAUGGGUCCGGUUGAUAACUCCGGGGGCCAGGGGCCCGAUCAAACGGUCGAGGCUCGAAAACAAGAUAUUGGUGAAAUUUUACAACAGAUUAUGAAUAUCACGGACCAAAGUUUGGAUGAAGCACAGGCUAGAAAACAUACAUUGAACUGCCACAGAAUGAAGCCAGCAUUAUUUUCGGUCCUCUGCGAGAUAAAAGAAAAAACAGUUCUAUCACUGAGAAAUACCCAAGAAGAAGAGCCUCCAGAUCCACAGUUGAUGAGGUUAGACAACAUGCUGAUAGCUGAGGGCGUUGCUGGACCCGAAAAAGGCGGUGGUGCUGGUGCUGCAGCAUCUGCGUCAGCAGCCGCAGCCGCUGGACCACCAGGACAACCGGAUAACGCUAUUGAACAUUCUGAUUAUCGUGCUAAGCUUGCACAAAUCAGACAAAUUUACCACCAAGAGCUUGAAAAAUAUGAACAGGUUGCGUGGUUUGGAGCAUGUAACGAAUUCACUACGCACGUUAUGAAUUUGCUGAGAGAACAGAGCCGUACAAGGCCAAUUACACCCAAGGAAAUUGAAAGAAUGGUUCAAAUUAUUCAUAAAAAGUUCUCAAGUAUCCAGAUGCAGCUCAAACAAUCCACCUGUGAAGCUGUUAUGAUUCUAAGAAGUCGAUUCCUUGAUGCCAGACGUAAAAGACGGAACUUUAGUAAACAAGCAUCUGAAAUACUAAAUGAAUAUUUUUACUCGCACCUAAGCAACCCGUAUCCGAGUGAAGAAGCUAAAGAAGAAUUAGCGAGAAAGUGCGGUAUCACUGUCAGUCAGGUAUCUAAUUGGUUCGGCAACAAGAGAAUACGUUACAAGAAAAAUAUCGGCAAAGCACAAGAAGAAGCAAAUUUAUACGCCGCUAAAAAAGCUGCUGCAGCUUUUGCAGGAGCGUCGCCGUACAGUAUGGGCGGCGCCAGCCAGGGUACAUCCACGCCGAUGAUGUCUCCGGCGCCACCGGGUGGCCCUCAGGACAUGGCAGGAUACGGAAUGGGAAUAAACGGAAGUGACUAUGGUUCCCAACCCUACAAUGACGGUUCAAUGGGCUAUGAUCCAAUGCAUCAGGAGCUGUCGCCUUGAAAUCCUUAGAAGAUACUUGCAGCAUACUAAUUAAAAGCAAAACAAUAACAAUAAACAAAGAAAAUCUCAACUUACUAAAUAAAAAUUUUAAUUAAAAAAACUAAAUAUUUUUUUUUUUUUUUUUUAAACAAUUCGGUCACCCUAACUGUGAUCCACAAGUUCAAUUGAUAAAUGAACAAAUACGAACUAAGAUCGAUAUUAAAUCCAUAAGAAUAAUAAUAAUAAUAAAUUAUUAUUUAUCUCUCAUUAAAUGCAAGGAGCGUUGGUCAGUACUUUUAAUUUAUCUCAAUAAUAACCAAUUAAAUUUUACAAAUAUCGGAAAUAUUUUUUAUUAAAAACUAAAUAAAUUCUCCUUGUACUCUAUCGCCUUUUUCAAUUAUCCCUCAAAAAACAUUUUAAUAAAAUGACAUACGAAUAAAAAAUAUAAAAUUUAAAAUAAAUAAAUAAUUUAAAAGAGGGAAACGAAGCAAUGGUCCUUCGACACAACACUGAUGUAUACGAUUUUUCAACAUGAAAAUAUUAUAUAAUGUAGCUAUAUAUAUAUUAUAAAUAUAUAAAUAUAUAUAGAAAAAUAAUGAAAUAAUUGAUUAAAAAAAAAAAAUUAAAAUAUAAAAUAGUCUGUAGGUUUAAAUUAUACCAGCUAAGAUCACUUGCUUUUUAUCACUCCUAUCAAUUUUUUUUUUUUAUAUUUAUAUAUGUAUAUAGGGCAUUACAUACAUUGUAAAAAAUUUAGAGAGUGAACGCGCAUUUAAUCUGGAGUAAAGGCGGAGCGGAUGACUGCUUAUUUAUUUAAUCCCCUAGGAGUAAAAUUUACUUCGAAGCGGAGUUUAUUUUAAUGUUUAAAUCUAAAUCACUCCGAUGAAAGAACAAACUCUGUAUGCGAAGUGAUUUUUUGUAAAAACUCCGAAUCUCUGAGCGGAGGAGUGAGUUCGGAUUUAAAUAAAAUCCGUAAUCACUCCGAAUUCACUCCCGAUUUUUUACAGUGUAUUAAAUCGAACCAUUUUGUACCUUUAGGUUCUUGAUGUUUGAAAAAUAAUUAUUUUGUUUUAUCCGGUGAAUAAAAUUUUUGAUGGUUUUUAAAAAUAUUUUUUAAUGACACUCUCGAGACUGAAUUAUUUUUUCGAUGGUCAUGACAAAAAAUAUACUAAUAUUCUAAUUAGAACAUUUUUUUUUCAUGUCAAAUUUUUCCAUUCUAAAAAAAAUACGAUUUUCUUAUUAAUUUUUUUUAUUUUGUACUCCAAUUUUUUGAAAUGGAUGUCAUGUUUAAUUUUCAAAAAAUUUAUAUAUUAGAAUGCGGGUAAUAUCAAAAUUUGAAUAUAAAUUUCAUCAUAUGAACUAAUAAUUUGUUAUAUUUUUUUUUCAAUAGAAAAUUUUGAAAAAAUUUCCAAAACUUUAUUUCACUGGGUAAGAAAAUAUAAUCAAUUUUUCUUCCAAUUAAAAACCUCAAGGUACAUAAAUUGCCGAUUUUGCGUGAUACCCAACUAUAUAUAAAUAAAUAAAUAAGUAUAAAUUAUAUUAUAAAUAAAUCAUCAAUGCCAUUAUCAUAAAUCGUGAUGAAAUUUUCUACAAUAAGUCUAAAAAUGACGAACACAUUUUAUUAUUUGUUUAUAAAAAAUAAAUACGUCGACUAGAUAAACUGUCUUGAGUGAUAUAUAGAAUGUGCUAUUUAAUAAAAUUUAUAAAUUAAAUUAACAAAGGAGACAACAACAGCAACAUAAAGAAA